This is a messenger RNA of Triplophysa rosa, 2683 nucleotides long. It is a transcript of the gene hsp90ab1, whose product is annotated as heat shock protein 90, alpha (cytosolic), class B member 1. Lineage: Eukaryota; Metazoa; Chordata; Actinopteri; Cypriniformes; Nemacheilidae. The record is from RefSeq and is a predicted model, not a curated record. The coding region runs from base 136 to 2310 and encodes 724 amino acids. Gene Ontology annotation, biological process: protein stabilization; protein folding; cellular response to heat. Gene Ontology annotation, cellular component: protein-containing complex; perinuclear region of cytoplasm; plasma membrane. Gene Ontology annotation, molecular function: disordered domain specific binding; ATP binding; ATP hydrolysis activity. The transcript is spliced from 12 exons.
CACAGUCAAAGGCGGAGUAUAAAGAAAAGAGCCGCGCGUGCUGCUUUCUCUCCUCUGCUUCCCUCGGUAUCUGUGUUGGGGGAGAUCAGCGUUUCUGCGGCGUUUAAAUCUACAAAACCAACUAAACAAACCAAGAUGCCUGAAGAAAUGCGCCAAGAAGAGGAGGCUGAGACCUUUGCCUUCCAGGCAGAGAUCGCCCAGCUGAUGUCUCUCAUCAUCAACACCUUCUACUCCAACAAAGAGAUCUUCCUCAGAGAGCUCAUCUCCAACUCGUCUGAUGCUCUUGACAAAAUCAGAUAUGAGAGUUUGACUGACCCCACCAAACUAGACGAUGGAAAGGACCUGAAGAUCGAAAUCAUCCCCAAUGUUCAUGAACGCACUCUUACCCUUAUUGACACCGGUAUUGGAAUGACCAAAGCAGAUCUCAUUAAUAAUCUGGGUACCAUCGCCAAGUCCGGGACAAAGGCCUUCAUGGAGGCUCUUCAGGCUGGUGCAGACAUCUCCAUGAUCGGGCAGUUUGGAGUGGGCUUCUACUCUGCUUACCUGGUAGCUGAGAAGGUCACAGUCAUCACAAAGCACAACGAUGACGAACAGUACGCCUGGGAGUCAUCCGCCGGUGGCUCUUUCACAGUCAAGGUGGACACCGGUGAGCCCAUGGGCCGAGGAACCAAAGUCAUUCUUCACCUGAAAGAGGAUCAGACAGAGUACAUCGAGGAGAAGAGAGUGAAGGAAGUGGUCAAGAAACACUCACAGUUCAUUGGAUACCCAAUCACUCUGUUCGUGGAGAAGGAACGUGACAAGGAGAUCAGCGACGACGAGGCAGAGGAGGAGAAGACUGAGAAGGAGGAAAAGGAGGAAGGCGAAGACAAGCCCAAGAUUGAGGAUGUCGGCUCCGACGACGAGGAGGACUCCAAAGAUAAGGACAAGAAGAAGACGAAGAAGAUCAAGGAGAAGUACAUCGACCAGGAGGAGCUGAACAAGACCAAACCCAUCUGGACCAGAAACCCAGACGACAUCUCGAAUGAGGAAUACGGCGAGUUCUACAAGAGCCUGACCAACGAUUGGGAGGACCAUCUGGCGGUCAAGCAUUUCUCCGUGGAGGGUCAGCUGGAGUUCCGCGCUCUUCUGUUCAUCCCCCGCCGCGCCCCCUUUGACCUCUUUGAGAACAAGAAAAAGAAGAACAACAUCAAACUGUACGUGAGACGGGUCUUCAUCAUGGACAGCUGUGAAGAGCUCAUCCCCGAGUACCUCAACUUCGUCCGUGGCGUUGUGGACUCUGAAGAUCUGCCACUCAACAUCUCCAGAGAGAUGCUACAACAGAGCAAGAUUCUCAAGGUCAUCCGCAAGAACAUUGUCAAGAAGUGCCUGGAGCUCUUUGCGGAGCUGGCUGAAGACAAGGAGAACUACAAGAAGUUCUACGAUGGUUUCUCCAAGAAUCUGAAGCUGGGCAUCCACGAAGACUCUCAGAACCGCAAGAAGCUGUCAGAACUACUGCGUUAUCAGAGCUCGCAGUCUGGAGACGAGAUGACCUCUCUCACAGAAUACGUCAGCCGCAUGAAGGAGAACCAGAAAGCCAUCUACUACAUCACCGGUGAGAGCAAAGACCAGGUCGCCCACUCUGCUUUCGUGGAGCGCGUGUGCAAGAGAGGAUUUGAGGUGCUGUACAUGACCGAGCCCAUCGACGAGUACUGCGUACAACAGCUGAAGGACUUUGACGGCAAGUCACUCGUGUCUGUCACCAAGGAGGGGCUGGAGCUGCCCGAGGAUGAGGAGGAGAAGAAAAAGAUGGAGGAAGACAAGGCCAGGUUUGACAACCUCUGCAAGCUCAUGAAGGAGAUUCUGGACAAGAAAGUAGAGAAGGUCACAGUAUCGAACCGACUGGUUUCCUCCCCCUGUUGUAUCGUGACCAGCACUUACGGCUGGACGGCCAACAUGGAGAGGAUCAUGAAGGCUCAGGCCCUGAGGGACAACUCCACCAUGGGUUACAUGAUGGCCAAGAAACACCUGGAGAUCAACCCAGACCAUCCCAUCAUGGAGACGCUGAGGCAGAAGGCCGAUGCUGAUAAGAACGACAAGGCUGUGAAGGAUCUGGUCAUCCUCCUGUUCGAGACCGCACUGCUCUCCUCCGGCUUCUCGUUGGACGAUCCCCAGACACACUCGAACCGCAUCUACAGAAUGAUCAAACUGGGAUUGGGUAUUGAUGAGGAUGAAGACGUCCCUGUGGAGGAGUCAAGCUCCGCCCCUGCUCCAGAAGACAUCCCCCCUCUGGAAGGAGAUGACGACGCCUCCCGCAUGGAGGAAGUCGAUUAAACACCACCUCAGUUUCGACCUUUACAACCGCUUCCCUCAAUCAUUCCGCAGCAUCCCGUGUUUUCUCGUUUUACCUGUAAAAGGUUAACCUGCUCUCAGUAAUGAUUCCUGAAAGAAUCCGUUUGUAACCUGUACUGUCAACUUUUGCUCUGUUUUGAGCCAUAAAGUACCUUGUUUUUCUUUUAUGUAUGACGUUCAUGAUGUGUUGGGUUGAUGCAGUAUUGUCUAAGCACAAUGAGCACUGUGUUUCACAGAUACUGAAGCAGUGGGCUGUGCAGGAGCAUGAAUACUUUCUGCAUGGAGGGGAAAGACUUGCCUGAGUCCAGGCUUCUGUCUUGUUUUUCAGAAAUAAAAACACCUGGUGACACCUAAA